This is a messenger RNA of Trypanosoma grayi, 1743 nucleotides long. Its product is annotated as aldehyde dehydrogenase. The record is from RefSeq and is a predicted model, not a curated record. NCBI's taxonomy places the organism in Eukaryota, Euglenozoa, Kinetoplastea, Trypanosomatida, Trypanosomatidae. The transcript has a single exon. Gene Ontology annotation, molecular function: aldehyde dehydrogenase (NAD+) activity. Bases 1 to 1743 code for a protein of 580 amino acids.
AUGUUCUAUUGGGUUAUUCUGCUGGCAGUAGUGGAGUGGAAGUUGGGCCUCGUGCGUGGCCUGUUGGCAGUACUGCAGCACGCAGUGGAGCGCUACACGGCGCCAGCCAUCACAGUGCCGCUGCCUGAGACAAAGUUUGAUGUCAAACCAGCGACGGAGUCACUCACGCCGCGUUCUGGUCCCCCCGACAUGAUUCGUUGCUACGACAAGGGCACCAAUACGCCAAUUGGUCUCGUCAAAAUCACCACUCCUGAGGAAGUGCGUGCGGCCGUCAGUCGGGCUCGUGAAGCUCAGAAAUCGUGGGCAAAGUCGUCCUUUGCAACAAGGCGGCAACUUCUUUUCAGUCUGAUGGAGUAUGUACUGAAGCAUCAGUCAUUUAUUUGUGAAACCGCGUGUGUGGAGUGCGGUAAAACAAUGAUGGAUGGCUCCCUUGGAGAAAUGCUCACCACGCUCGAGAAACUCCGAUGGACAGCCGCGCAAGGAGAGGAGGUGCUGAAAAAGGAGGUGCGUGACGUGGGACUGCUGACGAUCCACAAGCGUGCCGAAGUCAACUAUGUUCCUUUUGGGGUUAUUGGAGCCAUUGUGUCAUGGAACUAUCCUUUCCAUAACAUCUACGGGCCUAUGAUAUCGGCACUCUUCGCUGGGAAUGCGUUUGUCGGCAAAGUGUCCGAGUACUCUUCCUUCUACGCGUCGUACUAUCAGUCGAUUGUGCGGGAGGGCUUGAGGCAACUGGGCUACUCCCCGGAUCUCGUCACGUUCGUCACAGGAUUUGCGGAAACAGGCGAGGCACUCGUGAGCUCUGUGGACAAACUCACGUUCAUCGGGUCCCCUGGUGUUGGGAAAAUCAUUAUGCGCAACGCUGCCGCAACACUCACGCCCGUAGUAUUGGAGCUUGGAGGCAAAGACCCCGCGGUGGUGUGUGAUGACGCUGACUUGGCGCAAGUAGUACCAAUCAUCAUGCGAGGUACCUACCAGAACUGCGGUCAGAAUUGUGUCGGACUGGAGCGUGUUCUGGUGCAAGAGUCCAUUCACGACCGUCUCGUGGCGGAGUUGGAGAAAAAAGUCCGCACGCUUACGCAGGGUCCGGCGUCACAGGGAGUCUAUGAUAUGGGGGCAAUGACGAUGGGAGAGGCAUCCGUGAAAACGAUACAGAGACUCAUCGACAACUCCGUCAAAGCUGGUGCAACUGUUCUUUGUGGUGGAAAAGCCGGUCAGAAUUUCUUCCCGCCGACAAUUAUCACCAACGUAACUCCAGAGACACCGAUUGCUCGGGAAGAAGUUUUUGGUCCUGUGCUUGUCGUGAUGAAAUUCAAGACUGAUGAAGAGGCUGUGGAACUCGUCAACGCAUGCGACUAUGGUCUCGGGUCGAGUGUGUUCUCUAGAGAUAUCGCACGGGCGACGCGGAUCGCGGACCAGCUGAGGACAGGGAUGACAAACAUAAAUGACUUUGGUAUCAAUUAUCUGUGUCAGUCUUUACCUUUUGGCGGUGUUAAAAUCAGCGGCUUCGAUCGGUUUGCGGGGAGAGAAGGUCUCCGUGGGAACUGCGUCGUGCGCGCAUCCACGACGGACCGCAUUCCCGGUGUGAAGACGACCAUCCCGCCCAUUCUGCAGUAUCCAAUAACUGACGCUGCAUUCUCGUUUAUGGAGUGCCUGACAACCCUCAUCUACGGCCGGAUGUUGCCUGCUCUCUCCAGCGCUGUCAAGCUCGCCUCUAUAAAGCCAACGUCGUCAAAAAGUAAAUAG